AUAAAAACCAGAGUACCAUUGGAGGAGACGUUAAUGAAGCGCAACAAAGCUGUGCAGAGAAAAAAGAAAGUAGAUGUGCCAAAGACCGAUACAAAGGGUGGUAGCAGUUCUCUAAGGCAAAGCCAGUUCUCAAGCACUCCGGCUUCAAAUGUGAGUACAACCACUUGGCCAUUCCAUUCACCGCCCUCAUCAAGUCCUUCACCAAAUAUGCCUAUUGUGCAUCCACCGAAGUUGCCACCGAGUUAUGCAGAAGUUAAAGGACCCGGGAGUCAAAAUGGAAGAUUAAGAUGACCAUGGGCAACGUAACCUUGCGAUCGUUAUUUUGUGGCUCUUAUGGAUUAAAAUGACCUUUGACUUGAUAUUCACGGCAGACAGGGAUAGCAUCAUUUACUCUUAAAAUUGUUUUGGAUUCCAAUUGCUACUGCCCUCGUCUUCAAGGAAACUUUUGAGUUUGAAGCAUACCGGGCUGCCUGUGGCUGGACCAAGAGAUUAUCCGGACCUGCCUACUUAAACAGGUGGCACUUCCGUAAUUUGGUCCAACUUGAUAGUCUGGUAUUCUUCUAGGAGUACCGAUAUUUACCAUGAAAGCGACGUGUCAUUUGUCAACCCCAGCUCAUUCUCUCUCAUCUAUCUAUCCAUCUACAUCCUUCUCGAGAACAAUCACACCGUCCUACGAUCUCUACCCUUCAUUUCAUCCAUGUCAACGAUCCGUGACUUCCUCAAUCCAAUGGUUUACAUCUCUACAAUAAUUACUCAAACAAAACCGCAACCACGAGCCGCCCUUCACGAGGUUUAUCCCGACUCGUCCACUCCUAUUAACCAAUAAGAAACAAAGGAAAAAAUAGUAUAUAUAUAUAUAUAUAUAUAUAUAUAGGAGUUUGAAAU
This is a messenger RNA of Hibiscus syriacus, 885 nucleotides long. Its product is annotated as plant-specific TFIIB-related protein 1-like. The record is from RefSeq and is a predicted model, not a curated record. The transcript is spliced from 2 exons. The coding region runs from base 34 to 291 and encodes 85 amino acids. NCBI's taxonomy places the organism in Eukaryota, Viridiplantae, Streptophyta, Magnoliopsida, Malvales, Malvaceae.